GCCCGCGGCUCCACCCAACCGCCAGGUCCCAGCCGCCUGGACAGAGUGUCGUAGAGCCGCGAGCCUGCGAGGAGCACGCCGUCCGCCCAGCCCCCGCGCCGGGUCCCGCGUCCCCGCGUCCCAGAUCCGCCGCCAUGGCCAGCGAGGAGCUAGCGCGCAAGCUGCAGCGGCGACUGCAGCGCGAGGAGGCGGAGGAGGGCGGCCCCCAGCCCGCGCCCCGCGCCGCGGCGGCCCCGGAGCCGGAGCCCGAACCCGCCGCCCGCGCGCCCCUGGCCAGCGCCGACGCCGAGCUGAGCGCGAAGCUGAGCCGACGGCUGGACAUCAACGAGGGCGCGGCGCGGCCCCGCCGCUGCAAGGUCUUCAACCCCUACACCGAGUUCCCGGAGUUCAGCCGCCGCCUCAUCAAGGACCUGGAGAACAUGUUCAAACUGUACGAUGCUGGACGGGACGGCUUCAUCGACCUGAUGGAACUGAAGCUGAUGAUGGAGAAGCUGGGGGCUCCCCAGACCCACCUGGGCCUGAAGAGCAUGAUCAAGGAGGUGGACGAGGACUUUGACGGCAAACUCAGCUUCCGUGAGUUCUUGCUCAUAUUCCACAAGGCCGCAGCGGGGGAGCUCCAGGAGGACAGCGGGCUGAUGGCGCUGGCGAAGCUCUCCGAGAUCAAUGUUGCCCUGGAGGGCGUCAAAGGUGCCAAGGACUUCUUUGAAGCCAAGGUCCAAGCCUUGUCCUCUGCCAGUAAGUUUGAAGCUGAGCUAAAAGCCGAACAAGAUGAGAGGAAGCAGGAGGAAGAGAAGAGGAGGCUCCGCCAGGCGGCCUUCCGAGAACUCAAGGCUGCUUUCAGUGCAUAGUCAGGCAACCUUGACCUCCGUCCACCGCUGUGCCUCACGGAUGCCCCAGCUGCGAGAGCUGGCCAGGCAUCCUCACUCCUGCUGACCCCUCACCCUAACCAGCCUCCGCACCCACUGCCCAAUGCAAACUCCUUAGCCUCAUAGGGGUGACAGGAGAUGCCUCUCAUCCCAGUGUGGAAGCCCCUUCCUGGCGCUCCUAGGAUGAGCCAACAGCCCCCUCGCCUCUCUCUCCUGCCCACCUGCCUCUGUCCUUCUCUGUAGCCAGAACGUGCCUCUACUUGGCACCCUCUCCUUGUGCCUUGGCCCUUUACCAUUCCAUGUUGAAGAGUGGCCUGCUGGGUUAAUUUGUACAGAUACUUCCUUCUUUGGUGGUCCUCAGAGGAGAUAGUCCCUGGAGGGCUAUGAUGCUAAAUGCUGCCGUGUCCUUGGGUAAUUAUUCUCUGCACCUCUCCCCGGCAUGUCCGCCUCCUCUUUGUUUCUCAUUCAGCUUCCUGGUUCUCAGGCUGAGCCUGAUUCUGUCAGUUGCUUUUGCAUCUUCUUCUGUCCUUUGAUGAUGGUGAGGUUUAAGGAGAGCUAGGCUGGACCACUGCCCCCUCUCCAACAGUGGGCGUGGCAUGCCACUGAGAUGACACGCAAUAGAGAAAAGAUAGGAAGUUCUGUUUUUCCCAUCACUUUCUCCUGUCCUCUUAGCAACCCCCAUAUCCUCCACCCUCUUUAUCCUCCUCCAUUCAUUUCUUCCCUUUUCAGCCUUUUUUUUUCUACUCUUAAAGACUGUGCUACUUAACUGUAAGAAUGAAAGAAUACUUAGAAGUAAUAUUAAUGAGUAGAAGAAUUUCUGUUCUACAUGAUUCUAUGCAAAUUAUAUUACAGUAGACCCCUGACACUCCCAAGGGACAAACCCAGAGCCUUUCAAAAUCCCCCCGAGUCAUGACCGUCCUCAUCAUCUAGCCAGUUUCCACCAUCGGGUCCUAGGCGUUGGGGUGAAGGUGUUCCUACUGCCAGCACAGAUUUUUCUAUGUUGUGAGUUCUUGGGAUUGCUCACGAAUGCAGCGGUUGGUUGUAUUUUGAAAAGUAAUUCCUAACAUCAUAUUUGUUACUUCUCUUUUGUAACUGCUGUCUUUACAAUAAAGAAAAUAUCUGCAUUUCUACCUUACAGCUGUUUCUUUUUAAAUAAACAGAGCAAAUGGACUUGGCCAUCA
Equus quagga is the source of this 2047-nucleotide messenger RNA. It is a transcript of the gene EFHD1, whose product is annotated as EF-hand domain family member D1. Gene Ontology annotation, cellular component: mitochondrial inner membrane. The record is from RefSeq and is a predicted model, not a curated record. Gene Ontology annotation, molecular function: calcium ion sensor activity. Lineage: Eukaryota; Metazoa; Chordata; Mammalia; Perissodactyla; Equidae. The coding region runs from base 135 to 848 and encodes 237 amino acids. The transcript is spliced from 4 exons.